AUGGGUGCCAAGGUUCCGCGAAACUUUCGUCUGCUGGAAGAGCUGGAGAAGGGUGAGAAGGGGCUUGGUGCUGAGGCCUGCUCAUAUGGCCUGGAUAACGGAGACGAUCUGUUGAUGUCAGACUGGAACGGCACCAUACUAGGUCCACCCCAUAGUGUCCACGAGAACCGCAUUUACAGCGUGUCGAUCCACUGCGGCGCAGAGUACCCUGACACACCCCCGGACAUCAAGUUCACGUCCAAGAUCAACCUACCCUGCGUCAACCCUCAGAACGGAAAGGUCGAUCCCACAAAGCUGCCCUGCCUGGCCCAGUGGAAACGUGAGUUUACCAUGGAGACCAUACUCAUCGAGCUUCGAAGGUACAUGGCGCUUCCUCAGAACAAGAAGCUCCCACAGCCUCCUGAAGGAACGACUUUCUAG
Messenger RNA from Bipolaris oryzae ATCC 44560, 420 nucleotides. RefSeq lists its product as uncharacterized. The record is from RefSeq and is a predicted model, not a curated record. Lineage: Eukaryota; Fungi; Ascomycota; Dothideomycetes; Pleosporales; Pleosporaceae. Gene Ontology annotation, cellular component: nucleus. The coding region runs from base 1 to 420 and encodes 139 amino acids. Gene Ontology annotation, biological process: DNA damage tolerance; protein K63-linked ubiquitination. The transcript is spliced from 5 exons.